Molecule: messenger RNA, 10006 nt
Organism: Homarus americanus (American lobster)
Lineage: Eukaryota; Metazoa; Arthropoda; Malacostraca; Decapoda; Nephropidae
Gene: htt
Product: huntingtin-like
Exons: 49
Coding region: 139-8949 (2936 amino acids)
Cellular component (GO): nucleus; cytoplasm
Source: RefSeq, a predicted model, not a curated record
ACGGAAAGUGUAGUCGUCCCUAUUGACAAGUGUGGACCACAACAAGUGAGCCACACCACCAACCUGCCCGGGCUUCUUCACCAUUACCUCUUAUUAUUAUACACCUGGGACCAAUUUCCCUAGGACCUAAGGAAAAGUAUGGCGGCCCUUGAGAAAUUGAUUCGUGCCUUUGAGGCAGUAAAACUGUCUCAGGGAGGCAAUGGUACAAAUGUCGGAAAUCCUUCAGUAAUUUCAAGUGCCGGGGCCCAGGCAGGUGAACAGCGUCCUCCAGAACACUCAAGAACUAUGGCGUCAUUAGCUUCAUCAAUAUCACAGCAGAGCCAAGGACUGCUCAGUAAAAAAGAUCAAGUGUUGAGUAGCAAAGAGAAAGCUGCAACAUGUUCUGUCAUAGCUGAUGCCCUUGUUGGGGCAAAACCUACAGAAAUCCAGAAGCUGCUGUCAGUGGGCAUAGAGACCCUACUGCUUCUGACAGCUGAUUCUGAUCCAGAUGUCAGGAUGAAUGCCAAUGAAUCUCUCAACAGAGUUAUUAGAAGCUUAUCAGAGACUCAAUUGGGCAAAAUCCAGGUUGAACUGUACAAGGAAAUCAAGAAGAAUGGGUCAGUUAGGAGCUUGAGAGCUGCACUCUCAAGGUUUGCUGCACUGUGUCAUCAUAUUAGGCCCCAGAAAGGUCGAGCGUAUGUUCAAAACCUCCUACCGUAUGUGACACGAAUGGCUCGCCGGCCAGAAGAACCCUUGCUAGAAACACUUGCUGUUUCCCUUGAAAAAAUUAUGCCAACCCUUGGUCAUUUCACCAACGAUAAUGAAAUCAAGAAUCUUCUAAAGGCAUUCCUUCCCAAUCUCAGCCACACCUCCUCGGCUGUCCGCAGAUCAGCCGUGACGUCUCUCACAGUUCUCUGCCGUCACUCUCGUAAGCCACCAAUGUUCCUCGGCUGGCUGCUCAGCACUAUUCUUCAGAUUAUGGUGCCAAUCCAAGAAGAUAUACCAACAAGCCAGAUUUUAGGAUGCCUCUUGUGCCUACGCUCAUUGGUACCUCACAUAGGGGAACUUUGUGCUCCUAUUAUCCCCUCAGAUACACAGCACCCUCAGCACACCAGUCAUCUACACCCUGCAGAGUAUACUGUCACGUAUGACCAAAUGCUUCAGGUGUAUGAGUUAUGUCUACAUUAUAGUGCACAUUCAGACCACAAUAUAGUGACUGCAAGUUUAGAAACACUUCAGACAUUGCUCCAGAACCCACCUGUAGCCCUUCUUCUGACUCUCAUUGCUCCUGAGGGCAUUAACAGAUCCAGGAUCUUGGCUGACCCUCGAGCCAACGUGCUGUCAUCUAGAGUGUCCAGUCAAGUGAGUGUUGCUCCAUCGUUGUUUGAGGAAGAUUUGGACCUUGAUGGUGGCAGUGGGAAGGUCAGUAUGGAUCUGGAUACUCCCGAUGGGAAAAUUGACUUUGAGGAGAGUACGAAAGAAGAAGAUGAUAAAGGAGGUGGAGGAAGCAUUGACGCACAGCAGACUGACGUUACUGAAGACCUGACUGAAGAAAAUGUUAGUGCUUUGUACUCCAGCAUUGAAAUUGGUAAACUGACAGACACCUCGGUGCUCUUUGGUAGAGGAGAGAUGAAUUUAAACGGAGAGAAGCGUUGUGUUGAGCGGGACAAAAGGAAACACAUUUACCACAUAUCAUCUCAUGCUCAGAAUAAGUCUCUGGAAGACAAACAACAUUCCAUUGAUAAGGCAGGGGGCUUAAUUGGCUCUUUCUUGGGUGAAGAUCUUCCUGUGAGGUAUCUCGUAAGAUAUCUCACUUCCUCAUUCCUUCUCUCUGGGCAUGUUGGGUCGUUAAUUCCUGAUCGCACGGUGCGAGUCAGUGUUAAGGUGCUGGCUCUCAACUGUGUGGGGUUGGCUGUGACGGUGAUGCCCUCGCUGAUGGCAGAGCCGCUCUUUACUGAUGCAACUGGUGAAUCUGAGCUUCAGCAACAUAUCGAUGACAUUUUGAGGUUUCAUAGUCAUUCCGAUCCUCAGCUUGGAACAAGUGUGGGCACUGUUAUUGGACAGUUCAUACGUGCUAGUCUUGUCCAUGGAUGUGGUCAAUACAAUGACUUUGGUAGGCCAGGAUUGGCCUUAUCUUCACUGCUUGAAGUCCUUUGUAAGUUGCUUGGAAAUGAGUCAAGCGUAACGGCACGUGGAGCUGUUGGAGGUCUGGGGUUAUGUCUGGGCGAGCUACUCCAUUCUUUGCACGCAGCCGUCAUACUCUCCGUCUUGCCUCAUUUAGUAAACACGGCGUCAAACCCUUAUUGGUUGGUAAAAGUGGAAUUGUGUGACCUGCUGUCUGGGCUGCCUCUGAGCUAUACAGAUCAUGUUGAGAGCAACAGCAGCUAUACCACUACUGGCAAUUCCAUCCCACUCAGGCCGGCUGACAGGUUCUCUCAUCGUGUGUUAACGGCAGUUCUGAUUCCUCUCUUAGCAGAUCAAGACCCCAGAGCUCGUUCAGCAGCCGCAUCAGCCUGUGUCAAGUUAGUACCUGAGAUAAUGAGCACUGGUGACCUGAUUCAUAAAGUGGCUUCCAGUCUUGUACAUAGUGGCCGUCUCAAAGGUGACAGAGAGGACCUCGGAAAUAAUCCUCAAUCACUUCAGCACUGGUCCUCUAGGGGCCUCCCCUCUUUGCCAGUUGCACCACUCUAUCGUCUCUUUUCCGAGAGAUAUAGUAAUCUUAUUGAAAGUCAUGGUCCAGGGAUGUCAGAUGCCCAGAACUCAAAGGUGUCACUAUCUCUCUCACGCCUCAUCUAUGCCUUCACAACCCAUCUUAUGAGUACCAACAGCAAAUUCUUGAUGCUGGGGUGUAUAGAGGCUUUGUCACAGCUGAGUGAGAAGUACCCUCCUGCCCUCUACCCAGCAGCCUGGGGUUGUCACAUAACUUCUCUGCCAGCAAGUGAAGGUAAUAUGCAUGUUGGACUCAUCACACACGUCCUCUCUCUGGCUGGGGAAUCUCCAAUUGCUGGGGACCUCAGUGUACAGCAGAAUAUUCUCACUAUAGCUUCAAACAUUCUUGCAGGAAUUGCUGUUGAUGUGUUAAGACAAGGCCGAGAAGACAUUGUGGGAGCUAAGAUGCCGUGGUCAUUUCUAGGAUCAUCACAGAUAACUGCUGUGGCUGAGGCUGUGGUGCAGCACAUUUUACGUAUAUUAUGUGUGUACACUCACGUGCUGGAGGACAUCAUACCUGGAACACGACCAAACCUCUCCCCUCUUGCUCCACAGUCAACACUUUCUCCUAUCAAGAGAAGAUCCCGAGGUGACUCCACUGGGGACAAGAACCGCACACAUUCACCCAGCAAUGGAGAAAAAGCAGACAGUGAAGAAAAGGAGAGGAAGGCAUUGAAAUCUGGCACUAUUGGAGCAUUCUCGUACCUACCAGAAUAUAUAAAGAUGUAUGAUGUGUUAAAAAAUGCCUACACAAAUUAUAAGAUGUCCUUGGAGGAUAACACAACAGAAAAACUGUGUGGGCUGCUCCGAGUAGCUCUCACCAGCCUGGGGAGACUCUUGGAAGUAGCAUCGAUGGUAGAAUUUGGGAAACUCGCUGAUGAGAUGCUUCAGUAUUUGAAAGUCGUAACAACACUUCUUCCAACACUUACAGUGCAGUGUGGCCAGCAACUCCUGAAGUGCUUGUUUGGUUCAAAUGUCAUGGCUCUCUUAGAUCAGCUGUACCAUAAAGUGUCAGACCCACUGCCUCAUGUGUCGGUGGAUGCAGCUGGUCCUAUAACUAAGAGAACAACAGAAGAACCUGGUAAUACUGGCCUCCAUCAUCUGUGUUUCAAUAUCCCACUGUCUGAACUGGAGAAUGACUUAAGUGCAAUGGCUAUGUCCAGGAAGGAUAGUGACCCCAUUAGUUUAAGUCUACAACGUAAAGGGAGCACCAGCGUCUUUAAAACACUAGGACGUGGCAAUGACAAGUCAUCAUUAAGCUCUUACAUAAGACUGUUUGAGCCGCUGGUCAUCAAAGCCUUAAAGCUGUAUACUGUGUCAAGUGAUGUUAUCAUGCAGAGGUCAGUCCUGCAGCUGCUGAUCCAUUUGGUGCAAAUCCGGGUCAAUUACUGCCUCCUGGAUUCUGAUCAGAUAUUUAUAGGUUAUGUUAUCAAGCAGUUUGAAUACAUUGAAGAGGGACAAAUCAAGCAGGCAGAGGAGCUGAUUCCUUCCAUGUUUAGGUUUCUUGUGCUCCUAUCAUAUGAACGGCACCACAGCAAAAGCAUAAUUGGGGUUCCCAAGAUCAUCCAGCUCUGUGAUGGUCUCAUGGCCAGCGGUCAACCUCCUCUGUCACAUUGUAUAUUAGCCUUACAACCACUAGUGGAGGACCUUUUCCUGGUAAGGAGUACAACAAGCAUGGCGGAUCAGCGGGAGCUUGAUACUCAGCGAGAAGUCCUCUGCUCCAUGCUUCUCAGGCUUGCUCACUAUCACCAGGUUCUUCGCCUUAUCUCCCUGGUGUUAGGUGCAACAAUGGAAGCUAACCGAGAGCGCUGGAGAAAGUUGUCUCGGCAAGUGAUUGAUACGCUGCUUCCUCUCCUGUCCAAGCUGCAAGUCAAUCUUGAUUCUGAGGAUUCCCUCGCUGCAGUAGAAGAAGUGAUGCAUGGAGUUUGUGCCAGUGUGUACCGACCUGUGGACUGUGUACUGAAGGCUCUCUUCACAUCUCCUUGUGAACUGGAGACGACACUGGGUGUAGAGAGAUGGGUGGGCAGUAUUUUGCUGCUUCUUCGUGCCCUCAUUACUCACUCUACCCCGGAGCUGGUCUUGGCACGCUUAGAAGAAUUAGGUCUAAGUAUGGACUAUGUACAUGGUGACCUAGCAGCAGAGAUUGUGCUUCAGGGGGGUUCCUUAGGGCCAGAUUCCUUACAGCAUCAAGUUCCCGAUACGUCGGCAGGUUUCCGAGAUCCUCUUAACGUCACCCAGCCAGAAACUCUUCCCCAGGUUGCCAUGGCCAGAUUCUUAUUAGAAGUUGUUCGUGUUAGUGUUAGUGAGAUCAGGAGUGUGCGGCUCACACUGCUCAACAGUGGACUGGCAUCAGAAAGUGGAGGUGGGCAACAUUCCCCAGACAUGCUGGUUCACCUCUCACACCACCUGCUGCUCACCCUCCUGCACCUAACACUCUCAGGUCAGUGGAGGGAAGUGAUCACCUCUCUCAAGGAUAUUUGUAGCAGAGAAAUUGAAUUAACAGAAGAAAUUAGUGAAGCACUGCUGUUUGUCUCUGGCUGGUAUGCCCCGCUUACACUGCUCUGGUGCAAGCUGCUCACCUGUCUUGAUCUCACGUCCCAGAACCUGUGGACCCGAGUCCUCAGAACGUGCCAGAGAAAGUCUGUCACUAGCGUCAGUAGUCCUAUUGUGAGUGAAGCAAGUGGACCGUCCAGUUGCUUGUCAUUAGAAUUUUUAAGGAGAUGUGGACUACUUGUGUUCUCUGAAUUUGUGGUACGGCACAUGCAGGAAGGAGAGUGGUUAACUUGGCUUGUUGUACAACACAUAAGUGAUGUGGUUAUCCUCCACAUGGAGCCACCCAUUCAUUCACUUAUUCAGUCCAUCCAUGCAUCACCAGCAGCGUCGGCGCUCCUUAUCCAAGCUAUCCACGCACGCUGUGAAUACGUGCAAAAGGCAGAGUAUGGCGGACACAUCAUAUCAUUGGUGACAGGAGUUCACAUCUCUCAAUCUGGUGCACUGAUAACCUUUGUGGUAGAGCGGUUGUUAGCACUGCCAUACAUGGUAGUGACUCGUGCUGCUUGUGCAUUGGCCACUCGCCGAUUGCAGCUUCUACUAGCAAUGGCACCUGGACAAGUUGUCGUUCAGCUCCCACUAGAAGACCUCACCAAGAUAGUUAGUUACAUGAAAGAGAAUAAUCUUGAGAAACGGUAUGGACAAAUGUUUGGGCUCCUACAACAACUUUUGGGGCAAGUUCAUGGCAUCACUGUUCCCCAGGGUGGUGACACCUCUCUACCCAGUCAGCCACACCACAGUCCUACUGCCACCACUCGACUGGAUCUCACCUGGUACCUCCAGCUUGUUAGGAACAGAUGUAUGCAGGGAGAAGGAGGUGGACUGGAGUGUGGCCAGCUGCUGAGUCAACUGGAGUAUAGUGAAAUAAUCAACAUUAUGUCCGGGAAGACCUUUAACACCGCCUUACUGACACACACCCUCAGACUUGGACUCACCACAACACUACAGGCCAACAGAGACUGGGGUGACUGUAGCAGCUCUGUGGAGACUGCUGACAGUGAGGAGUGUAGUAGUGGGAGUGGUACUGGAGAAGCUCCUUUGUACACUGCCAGCAAAGUGAUCUUACUUCAGCACCUCGCCCAGGUGGCAGGAUCUUUGCCACGCCCACAUCACACCUUCACCCCAGGCGGGGGAAAUAAGUACAGCGAGCGAGUGUGUAAGUUGCUCUCUGGGGACGACGGCAUCGGCAGUGUAGUGGAUACCCUGGCCCCUGCCGUGGUAGAGUACCUCACUUCCAUGACCCGUCUUCCCUGGGGAGCCCAAGUCCUACCAGAUAACUCAGAGCACUUACUGAGGUUUGCCCUUUUGGCUAUGGAGUACCUGCACUGGCAGGUGUGGCUUGGCGGUGUGAGUGUUGAAGUAGCCAGCCUGUGCCUAAACUGUGUAGAUGCUGUAUUACGUUGUGGCACAUUGGCUGGCUUAUUGGGUCUGCCUGAUAGGACAUCAUAUGUGUGCUCUAUGGUGGCUGCCCUACACACAGCUGCCUCUCAUCUCAUCAAGCCACGGGCACUCCCAAGUCUUCCUACGAGCUUGACUCAGUGUUUAAAUGGAGGAGAGAGCAGCCUUUUGGUUGCAUGUAGGAGACUCAUGCAACUUGUGUCGUGGCUGGAGGCUGGCAACCAACGUGAUCUUCCAACUUGUAUUGCUCAGCCCAUUAGAGGCAUUGUGAUGGGCUUAGGGCGUAUGCCAGUGGUGAACAGUGUUGUGCGAAUACCCCCAGACAUCUGGACACUAGGUUGGACUUUUCAGUUCUCUGGAGAGCAUGGUACAACUCUACCACCCAUCCCGGUAGAACUGCUACAGGAAACAGAUGUUCUGAAACAGUUUGUAUUCAGAACGGAGUUGUUUGGUUGGAUUGGUCGACAACAGUUUGAAGAGACCUGGAUGGCACUCUUGUCGGUGCUAAAUUCUACCCCAAGUGAGAACACUCCAACAGAGGAACUGCCUUUCAUUAAUCUGAGCCUGUCAUUGGCUGUUCGAGGAAUCACCGCGCUGUUGGUCCAGACUCUCUUGCUGCCUAUGCCUGGCAAUUCCCACAGUGGCCAUUUACUAAGUAUCCCAAGAGAUAAACCUCCACACUAUCUGACUUCUAAGUCCGGUCGGAAACUUCAGGAGAUAAUGUCACGUCUUCAUGAAAAACUACGAGAAGUACAACACUUGAUCAAAGGAGGACCUCGUCAGACUCCAUUAUAUCAGCUUAGUCAGGUGUCUGUUGAGUAUUUAGUUACAGCUCUCAACAGUCAUGCAGAACCACCAGAAUCUCCAGACACAAUCUUACACACUGGUUGUUAUGAAUUUGAAAUAAGAGAACGACAGCUGGCAAGUUGUGGUCUUGAUGUCCAGUCAUGUCUUCACUUCCUCCACUACCUGUACUCAUCAUGGCUGCGGCCCCAGAGUGGCCUGUGUGCAUCAGUAGUGGCUGAGGUAGUGAAAUCAGUGAGUUGUUUAUGUGACUUGUUCUGCUCAAGUGCUCACCACCACUGGGUCCUUGAGUCUCUGUUACCUCUACACACACUCCACCCCAUUGAAGACCACAUCACCCAGCAGUACAUCAUUCUGGCCACUUGUAAAGCUCUGGCAACUCUUAGAUUGGCCAAGCAGGAGGUGAGCUCGUCACUAAGUGAAGGUGUGAUACAUAUAGUGGAGAGUGGACUAAAGAGUGGACAGGUGUCUGUGCGUACCUGUGCCGUCCAGGGCCUACUGUACCUUCUUCAAGGCCCCCCAGAGGAGAGCCCACCCCUCAUCAUACUUGCUGCUAAUUAUAUUCUUAAGUACAAUGAUGGAAAGAGUCGAGAGUGUGAGAGUCAUGAGGUGGCUGUAUGGGAGGUGUGGGUGUAUUUGGUAGAGCAUUAUGAGACCCUGCCAGACCCCACUUUACCCUCCACUGCACUCCACAUGGCACUAUCAACAGCAGCCACUUCUUCCACUACUCCACGUCUCCUGCAUCAAGUUCUGAAAGGAGUAGAGAGGCUGGUGUUAGUGCAGCAGCUCUCCAGCAACACGGUAGAAGUCAUAUUCAAACUAGUAAUGGAUUUAGUUCUUAAUGGUUCACCUUCCACUUCUCUUGCUGCCUUGCCACUGUUCAUCACUGCACUCUAUGCCAAUGUGAGAAAUACAGCUCUUGCACAAGAUGACACGGCAUCUGAUCCAGAAACGCUCUUACUUGUGAUGGAGAAGCUAUCAAUCUUUUUUGACAGAAUUAGGGUUGGUUACCCCCAUGAAGCUGGUGUCAUUGCUGGUCUGCUUGGACCUUGUCUAUUAGAUGUCCUUCCUGCUAGUCAGAUCCUGAAUAAAGUUAUCACAGAGUAUAUUUCCAGCCAUCAGCCACACCCUCAUUUACUAGCAUCGACUCUCUUCCAGGUGUUUGAGGGGGCUAUCAGUGAGAGUGGGGAAGGUUUAGUACAGGAAUGGGUUCUUCUGUCACUUAGCAACUUCACACAGCGUAGCCCCACCUCCCUUGCAGUUUGGUGUCUCACUUGUUUCUUCAUUGCUGCCUCAAGUAAUAGAUGGCUUAGAGCAGCUUUUCCAUCUGUUCAGGCACGUAUGGGUAAACUGGAUUCGCGUGACAUUCAGAUAUUCUGUCUCUCUGCUUCUCAUUUUCGCCAAAGUUUAGCAACAGAGGAUCAGAAAGCAAAGUUUGAAGCAGUGUUUCAGGCUGUGGCAACUCCAGGGUCACCAUUUCAAGAGUUAUUAGACUGCAUCAAAGAUUAGUACAGUCGUCUAGUGAUCUGUAUUUAUGAGUUAUAUAUCGUAAAUCGUCGUAUUAGUUCAUUUCCCCGGAGAACCCUGUUUUGUUAAAAAAAUGAAAGAAAAGGGUUAAAUUUUUUCUGUUCGGUAAUGCAAACUCAGAGUACUAUUACUUUGGUAAACAAGUUGCAGGACCGUUUGGACUGUUUUAUCGUGCCACAGGAAUAUGUUUCGGAAGUUGGCUGUUGGUUGUGGAAAUUAACUUUAUGUAUCACAUUUACGUUCAUCGUGAAUCUGUUGCUGUUAUGUUUUAUUGCAUUCAUACAUUCAUGUAUUGUUUACAAGGUUUUAUGUUAUGCUACAGCAGAGAACAAUAUGUAUAGUUAUCUGCAAUUUUUUUAUAUAUAAUUUGAUGAUUUCAGAUGUAAUGAAUAUAAUUUUAAGAGAUCUCAUACACGCUAAAUUUUACGUACAGUAUAUAUAAAUUACACUGUAUAUUAAUCAUCAGAUGCUUGCCUUCAAAUAUAUAUUUUUAAUGCAUUGUUAAGCUUUUAGAAAAUUGUAGGGAAAAAUUUUAACUUUUGGGAUUAUAUUGUAUUAUGUACCAAGAAUGUAUUCAUUUAUCUUAUUAUUUAUAUAACUUUUUGUUUCUAUACUGUAUAACUGUUAUUAAGGAAACACAUUCAUUUUAGGCUGAUUUAUGAAAUUUUAGAAUUUAUAAUAUGAACUGCAAUUGGUAUGAGAGAAUAUUCCAUAUUCCUUUGCAUGGCUGUGAUGUAAAAUUAUAUCAGUUUGUCUAGGCUUAUAAUUAUCUCUCUGUGAUGACCUGGGAGUUUACUGCACACACACGCAAACACACACGUGCAAACGCACACACACGCAAACACACACACACACACACGCAAACACACACACACGCAAACACACACACAUGCAAACACACACACACAUACACACAUGACGGUUACUGUAUAAGAAUGGCUAGCAUCAAGGUUACAGCACAUGUGAGAAAAUGUCAUGUAUACCUGCUAUACAACUGUUGAAGAUCACUCCACACCUGCUGAAGAUCACUCACACCUGC